UUGUUCACUCUCUCCUCUGUGAUGCCUUGAUUCCACUCCGGUGAUUGUGAUUUUGAAAGGAGUUAAAUUUUUCUGAACCCCCGGCACCCUCCCGACUAGACUCGACAGCAUGCGGGGAGCGCGUUAUUUGCGCGGCGUCCGUGGCUCGCUCUCGGUCGCGGCGGCUUGACUACUCCGGGGGGCAACCCGGCUCGCUUCCCGGUUGGAAGAAGAGGACUUUGCAUGAACAAAUGUGAAUUAUUACGGCAAGCCAUGGAGGGACUUGCCUUAAGAGGACCUAACGCCCAUUUUUAGGCUCUUUUUGGUCUACUUCUUUUUACAUCCAAGUUGUGCUCCCACUGGCCAUGGCUGAGAAGCUGGGACCCACCGGGCUCAAGCCCGCCAACAUCCUGUCUGCUCCCUCUGUGCCCCCAGAACCUAUCGAAAUAAUCCGCACCAAAGCCCGCUCCCGCCGAGUCCGCCUUAACGUAGGGGGUCUGAACCAUGAGGUCCUGUGGCGGACUCUGGACCGGCUACCGAGGACCCGGCUUGGCAAGCUGAGAGACUGCAACACUCACGAGUCCCUGAUGGAAGUGUGCGACGACUACAGCCUGAACGAGAAUGAGUAUUUCUUUGACAGGCACCCGGGGGCCUUCACUUCCAUCCUGAAUUUUUACCGUACUGGUAAAUUACACAUGAUGGAGGAGAUGUGCGCCCUUUCAUUUGGCCAGGAAUUAGACUACUGGGGAAUUGAUGAGAUCUAUCUGGAGUCCUGCUGCCAGGCCCGUUACCACCAGAAAAAAGAACAGAUGAACGAGGAGCUGCGCAGGGAAGCGGAGACGAUGAGGGAGCGAGAGGGAGAGGGAGAGUUUGACAACACCUGCUGCCCGGACAAGAGGAAGAAGCUGUGGGAUCUCCUGGAGAAGCCCAGCUCCUCUGUGGCUGCCAAGAUUCUGGCCAUCAUAUCAAUCCUGUUCAUCGUUCUCUCCACCAUCGCUCUGUCUCUCAACACCUUACCGGAUCUUCAGGUGCUGGAUGAGUAUGGACACGCCACCGACAACCCCCAGCUGGCGCACGUGGAGGCCGUGUGCAUCGCCUGGUUCACCAUGGAGUACCUGCUCCGCUUCCUCUCCUCUCCCAACAAGUGGAAGUUCUUCAAAGGUCCGCUGAAUGUCAUCGACCUGUUGGCCAUCUUACCUUACUACGUCACCAUCUUCCUGACGGAGUCCAACAAGAACGUGCUGAAGUUCCAAAACGUGCGCCGCGUGGUACAGAUUUUCCGCAUUAUGAGAAUAUUGAGGAUCCUGAAGUUAGCCAGGCACUCCACGGGACUCCAGUCUCUAGGGUUUACCUUGAGGCGGAGCUACAACGAACUGGGCUUGCUCAUUCUAUUCCUCGCCAUGGGCAUCAUGAUAUUCUCCAGCUUGGUCUUCUUUGCCGAGAAAGACGAAGAUGCCACCAAAUUCACUAGUAUCCCUGCCUCAUUCUGGUGGGCCACCAUUACCAUGACUACGGUGGGCUACGGGGACAUUUACCCGCAGACUUUGCUGGGAAAAAUAGUCGGUGGGCUUUGCUGCAUCGCUGGAGUCCUGGUCAUCGCCCUGCCCAUUCCCAUUAUCGUCAACAACUUCUCCGAGUUCUACAAGGAGCAAAAGAGGCAGGAGAAGGCCAUUAAGAGGAGAGAGGCGCUGGAAAGAGCCAAGCGUAAUGGCAGUAUUGUGUCAAUGAACCUUAAAGAUGCCUUCGCCCGCAGUAUGGAGCUAAUGGACGUGGUGGUGGAGAAAGAAGAGGAUAAGACCUCCCUAUACAACCACCUGGCGCCGAACCGCUGGGGAGGCUCCACCCGAUCCACCACGUCGGAAACCAACCUCAAAUUCCCGGAUAAAAGAUCCCCAGAGUCUGUGGCGCAGAGUUCCCCCCAUCGUAUCACCGUCACCACCACCGGGAGUCCGCAAUGGACCAACAGAUCGCCGCAACAUCUUAAUGUGCAAAAACUGGAGGAGAUGUACAACCAGAUGACUAAGUCGCAGUCCUUCACCAACCUGAACACGGCAAGCUCCAUGAGCACGCUGAGCACCAACAUGACCGCCCCCGGCUCGCCCAAGAGGUCCCACAGCCCGGAAGCCACCUCAAAGGAGGAGGUGGAGAUGAAGGAGGUCCGGGCUACUUUGGAAGCCAGAAGGGAGAACAGACACCUCUGUGUGCCUCUUGAGCUGAAGCCUCCUGAAAAGCAGAAUCCUGUGGACAACAUCCUCAAAGAUGGCUUCUAUGGAUCAGGUGACGGCUCUGACCUCCACAUAGAGGAAGGCGAGAGCUUCAGCACCGCUGUAGAAAACAUACAAAAGUCUCUCAGAGGGAACAACCCUCUUAAAAUACAAGUCAGCAGGACAUCUACGGAGGGCCCGCCGACGCCGCCCAGCACCACAUCCCCAGGGGACAUCAGCUGCGGCAUCCUGGAGGAGGAGACACCCGAGGGGGAGAUGUCGCCGCUCAUCGCCAGUUCCGAGGCGCUGCUCCCUCCCACAGAAGAUGAUGAGGAAGGUCCGUUGUCCCCGAAGCGCUUGGUGGUCGACACCCCACCCGGUGAUGAAGACCCAUCCUCUGAGAAGCACCUGAUGGAGGUGGCAGGUGCUUCCUGUGGGCCUUCAUCACCUAAGGCAGGUGCACAGAACUGCGGCCAAGGUGGGGUCGGAGUUCCCGAGGGGGCGGACAGCAACCAAAGUGGACACAAAGUGGAGAACCACAUGUUUACAUCCGACAUCCACCUGAUACCAGGUGACGGUAGUUUGUCGCCGACUUGUGAAACCAGCAUGUGACUGCGAGGGGAGACCCUUUGAGGGUCGCCAACCUUGGGGGCAAAUGACGGACAUCGAUAUUUUUGCAUGGCAUGGCGAGUCCCUUUUACUUGUGUUGUGAAUGGCUGAAGAAAUCAGGACGGAGUCCACCACACUAAUGCAGACUUUUCCCACCUGUACAUAAAAGACUCAACAAACUCGGAUGUAAAAAUACAAAAAACGGAGCAUGCAUUUCAAAAGACUAUUUUACGGUGCUUAGUUUGCUGAAAGCGCUCCACUGUAAAUAAAUCAACCAUUAUUAGCAAUGUGAAAAGGGGGCGGGGCAGACCCACAAACUGGGUGUUACAUUGUAGCGAGCUAUUUAAAACGAAAAAAAAGACAUAUCAUUCAUGACCUUUUGUGUAAAAUUGUUCCUCUGUAACGUUUCUUUUUCUGUGUGUUUGCUUCGCCACGUUUCAGUCCAGCGUCACCUUGCGAAAACGACAAGUAAUCUACGGAAAAAAAAACAUUUCUAAGCUAGUUUUGUCCUCUUUACUCGUCUUUAAAAUGGCUAAAAAUGUACUCUCCGGCAUAUAUACCUUUUUAAACGUAGUUUUAAGAGUGAAUUAAUAACUAAAGUAGUUCUAAAAACAGUAGAUUAAGAUCCAUAAUGAAAUUAGGAAUAUUUAUAAAUGAUCUGGUCAAUAUAUAUGCUUUAUAAUAGUUAUCUAUUCCAUCAAAUAUCAAUGGACCAAACAGAUAUAACAACAUAUAGUAAUGACAAUUACAUUAUUAUUUUUGCUUGUUUUUUUAUUUAUUUAUUGCCAUUUUCAGUCCAACUUAAACCCAAGUGAUUUUUAUUAUGCUGAUGAUUUCUUUCUUUUUCACAGAGUAUCUCUUCUGUUUGUUGCCUUCGAUUCCAAUUUAUUGCUGGGAUUUUUCAUUGUCGACACUGAAAUAGAUGCAUGACGUUUCUUUUGUAUUAUUUAUUCUGUUUUCUCACAGAGAGGCGUGGAAUGUGCAAUACCGCUUACUGCAAAACUAUGCAGGCCAAGAAUCGUGGCACUUUAUUUUCUGUCUGUCUUUGGGGUUUGUAAUGUACAGACAGAAAUGUAUUUUUCAUAUCUUUAAUAUGAGGCAAAACAGUAUUACAAUUAACAGACUCUCACAACAAUUAGCUUUUUAAUGGCAGAACCAAUUUGUGUCGGGGGAGGGGGGGUUGAACUCAAAAAGGGAUCCAAAUUGACCACUUGGGCCUUUUUAUAUCGCUCCAAAUCAGACAAACAAAACCUGAUCCAAAUGAGUCUAUUUUUUCUAAAAAAAUAAAAUAAAAUAAAAUACUAAAGGCUAGCUUGACCACAGCUUCCUGCCAUGUGGUAACAAUGAAAUGAUGCGUGCCUUUUCAUAGCGCUAUGAGAAGGCAGCGAUGUCAUUGAGCUUUGUUCAUAUAUAGCGCUGUACAGAAAACUCUAAUUUUAUAGCAGAAAUCAGGUCUUUAUGUAAUAGAUAUUGAGUUCUCAGGUUUUCUACAACUACUCUCUGAUGUCUUGAGUUUUUUUUUUCCUUCGAUUAACAUUUGAAGAGGUUUGCUUAUUGGUAUUGUUGUGUUGCCGGGAAGACUUUCCUCAUCAGUCGUCGAGUCAUUAGUGAUGGAGUUAGAUUGAAGAAUGUUUCCCAACCUAUAUUGAGCCAAAGCACAUCGUAGACAUUGGGGGGGGAAAUGACAGAAAAAGUAGAUACACAUUUUAAAUAUGUACCUUCUGCUGGUUUAGUAAAAUACUGUGUCCCCCUUUACUAGUUUAGGUGAAGAUAGUUACAUAGAUGAACAAAGAUAUGGUAUUUCUUGUGACCAAUUAAAUAAAAUUGUGUGCCGCGGCACAGUGGUUGGGAAUCACUCCCAGCUGCUCGAUGGGGUUUUUUCCCAUGCUGACACCGCUGCAGGUCUACUGCUUCCGACCUCACGGCAUGCCCCUCUGGAGCGUGGAUCGAUGGGGAUGAGAGGGGGUGAGAAUGAGGAGAAAUUGAAAGGAUCCUCCCACGUGUGUUGUGGUCCAUGUUUCCAUCGUGAUUUCCUUUUGUUUACAUACAUCCAUCUUACCACUGACCAAGCCUUCAUUUGUACCCCAUAGCAGGAUGCGUGACUUACGGUAUAUUGAAGGUCUCACACUGACAUGACCAGAGGUCAUAGGUCGGGGCUAUUCAACGAACGUCAUCUGGGGGCCACAUUUUUAUCAUGAAUGUAGCAUCACUGCAAGGCUUUCUUUUCUCUUCAAUUGUUUACCUCAAAGAAUGAAUAAUAUAAUUGUUCAUUUAAAAACAAGUUAUAUGUUUAUGCUACUCAAAGAUCCUCUAUAUAGCAGCAAAUUGCCAAGACCUAUGGCAAAAACACUGGUCAAAGCUCCUCUAUAUGACAGAAAACUGUCAAGACCUACUGCAAAAACCCUAGUCAAACAUCUAUAUGACAGAAAAACUGUCAGGACCUACUGCAGAAACGCUCGUCAAAGAUCCUCUCUAUGACAGGAGCGUUCGGUUUCUAAAAACCUAUCACAAAAAAGCUGCUGUUUUUAUAGAUGUUUUUCCUAAACACUAGGUAAAGAUCCUCUAUAUGACAGGAGGCCUUGCAGGUUUUAAAACUCUACUGCAAGAACACCAAAGAUCCUCUUUAUCACAGGAGCGCUCUAUUACUAAAGAACCUGCUGCAAAAACACAAGGCAAAGAUCCUCUAAAUAACAGGAGCGCCCUGCUGUUUUUUAAGCUGUGCUGCAAAAACCCUAGUUAAAGAUCGUCUAUAUGACAGGAGUGUUCUUUUGUUUUUAAAUAACGGCAAACAUGCCAGUCAAAGAUCCUCUAUACGACAGAAAAACUGUCAGGACUUUCUGCAAAAACCCUUGUCAAAGGUCCUUCUAAAAUCUAUAACAAUCUACACCAAAGAGCCUCUUCAGCACAGCAGCACGCAUUUUUUAACAACCUGCUGCAAAACACCAGUCAAAGAUCGUCUGAGUGACAGGAGCGCCCUGCUGUUUUUAAAGUUGUGCUGUAAAAACUUUGAUCAAAGCAAUGUUUCUUAACCAUAGGGCCCAUAGGGCCCCGAGCUCCACCAAGAGGGUCUCCAAAAAAUAUCUGUUUCCCAGCUGUGCUUUGUACUGUAUGGGCUGCAGCAGUACUCAGUUGUAUUACACUUUUCCACCACUUGUGGCAGUAAUGACAACAUCAAACAAACAGAAGAAGUCUGUAGCUAAAGUCAUAGAAAACUUUCAUAAGCGCAAAAAUUAUGACUGAAGUGAUGAAGUUUUUUUAUUUGCACUGAAAUUGUAUUGACAGUUUAUUUAAGAAAUGUAUAUAUAAUUGAUAUUUAUUACUAAUUUUGUAAUUAUUUAUUAAUUUUUACGACUGCCUAAUUGUAUGUAAAUGUAUUUGAAUUGUAUUUAUUUAUCGACUCUUUUUUGCAGUAUAUUUAAUUAGUAUUUAUUUUUGUAAUAUGUUUGACCACAGCCUUGAUGAUAAUCUUUGUGAUUAACUUAAUAUGUCAUAUUAUUAGACAAGGUUUAUCCUGUCAAACUGUAAGUAGGUUAGAUUUAGUUAUUGAAUAUGAUUAAUAUCAAGAGUAAUAUUACUAAUUCAGUGUUAAUAUUUGACUGAGCCCCGGCCCCCUCUGUAGUGAAAAAUUUGGGCCCUGAGUUAAAAAAAGAGCCCCUGAUAUAGAGGAUAGGAACAUUCUGCUGUUUUUAAAGAUCAACUGCACCAAUGCUAGUUAAUGAUCCUCUAUAUUCUGUAUUUCUACAGGAGAGCUCUGCUGUCUGUAAGGCUAAUCGAAGAUCUUCUAUAAGACAGGAGUGCUGUUUUUACUGUAUUACAAAAAAUCUAGUCGAAGAUCUGUCCUGCUGUUUUUAAAAAUGUGCUGCAAAAACACUAGUUUGAGAUCCUGUAUAAAACAGAAGCGCGGUUUCUAAAAACCCUGCAUAAAAACAAGAGUCAAAGAUCCUCUAUAUAACUGAAAUGCUUGAAGGUCUUCUGCAAGAGUACCAAUGACUCUGGAUAUACACAGUAGUGUUCUGCAGUUUUAAGGACCUACUAAAAAAAUGUUAGUCAAAUAUCCUCUUUAUCAGUGGCCCUCAAACUUUUUUCACCAAGUCACACAUUAGAAAACACUUGGCUCUCCAAGUACCACCAUAAUGACCAACAUUAAAAUACAGUAGUGUAGUAGACCUAAGUAUUCAUUAAAAACAAGGCAGAGAUUGUAUUCAACAAGUGUAUUUAAUAUGUUUGGCCACAGUAACAUUACACACAGUUUGAACAGUAACACUGUGUUCGAAUAGUUAAUUAAGUGAUUUUUUUGGUGUACCAGUAGAUAGAGCCCGCGUACCACUAGUAGUACACGUACUACAGUCUGAGAAUCCCUGCUCUAUAUGACAGGAGUGUUCUGUUUCUAAGAACCUAUCACAAAAAUGCUGCUGUUUUUAUAGAUGUUUUGCCAAAACACUUGUUAAAGAUCAUCUAUAUGACAGGAUGGCCUUGCUGUUUUUAAAGAUGUACUGCAAGAGCACCAAAAAAUCUCUUUAUAUACAGUUUUUAAGAACCUAUCUCAAAAACACAAGUUAAAUAUCCUGUAUAAAACAGGUGUGUGUUUAUUAAGAACCUGCUGUAAAAACAGUAGUCAAAGAUCCUCUAUAUGACAGAAGUGCCCUGCUGUUUGUAAAUAUCUACCGAAAGAACACCAAAGAUUCUCUAUGUAUACAGGAGUUAUCUGCUGUCGGUUAGGGUAGAAAAAUGUCUUUUAUAUGACAGUAGUGCUCUGUUUCUGAGAAUCUUAUCACAAAACGCUAGUCAAAGAUCCUCGACUGCUGUUUGUAAAGAUGUGCAGCAUAAACACAAGUUCAAGAUCCUGUUCAAAGCAGGCAGGAGCCUGUUUUUUAGGAUUGUAACGCAAACACAUGAGUCAAAGAUGCUCUAAGAGACAGGAGCGUUCCGCUGUUUUUAAGGAACAAUUGCAAAAAUGUUUAUCAAAGAUUCUGUAUAAGACAGGAGCACCUUUUUAGGAACCUACUACAAAAAUGUUUGUCAAUGAUCCUCUAUAUGCACUGCAGUUUUUAAAGAUGUGCUGCAAAAAUGCUAGUCAAAGAUCCUCUAUUUGACAGAGUGCUCUGUUUUUAGAACCUAUCACAAAAACGCCAGUCAAAGAUCCUCUAGAUGCACUGCUGUUUUUAAAGAGGUGCUGCAAAAAUGCUAGGCAGAGAUCCUCUAUAUGACUAGAGGGCCCGACUAUUGGUAAAGAUCUAAUGCAAGGACACCAAAGAUUAUCUAUACAUACAGGAGUGUUCUGCUGUUUCUGAUUACCUUUUGCAAAAAUGAUAGUCAAAGAUCCUCUACAUGACCGGAGUGCUCUGUUUUCAAGAACCCAUCGCAAAAACGCUAGUCAAAGAUCGUCAAUUUAAGAUGUGCUGCAAAAAUACAAGUUAAAGAUUCUCUAUAAGACAAAGGCGCAUUUUUUAAGAACCUACCGCAAAAACGUUAGUCAAAGAUCCUCUAAAUGUUCUAUGCACUACUGUUUUUAAAAAUGUGUUUCAAAAAUGCUUUUCAAAGAUGCUCUAUAUGACAGGAGCGCUUUAUAAGAACAUAUCUAAAAAACGGUAGUCAAAGAACCUCUAUACAAAAGAAGCAUUGUGCUGUUCAUAAAAUAACUGCAAAAAUGCUUUUCAAAGAUCGUCUAUAUGACAGGAGCACUCUAUAAGAAGUUAGAACAUAUCCCAAAACACUAGUCAAAAAUCCUCUAUACCUGUAUAAAAGGAGGCUUGUGUUGUUUUUAAAGAACUGCAAAAAUGCUUUUCAAAGAUCCUCUGUAUGACAUGAGCACUCCAUUUGUAAGAACCUUUCACAAGAAUGCUUGUCAAAGAUAUUCUCUACGACAGAGGCAUUCUGCUGUUUUUAAAGAACUGCCAAAAUGCUAUUCAAAGAUCCUCAACAUGCACUGCGAGUUCUAAAGAUGUUCUUCAAAACUGCUAAUCAAAGAUCCUCUAUUCGGCGCUCUUCUGCAAAAAUGUUUGUCUCCCACAAGUUUUGAAGUGUCCCCCAGUCCUUCAGUUGAAUAGUCCUGACUGUGCCAGGUGAUUAGUGUACAUAAAAAAAGGUUGUGUUUAUUUAAGCUGUCUUUGUGCAUUCAGACACUAACUUACAUGUCCUGGCUUAAGAGAACAUCAGCCACCAUUUACGAGACUGUUUCAAGCGACAUCUUUGUAUGCAUGUAGUCGUCCAUUAUGAUCAUGUGGCCACGGACAACACUUUAUGUACAAAAUGUAUGUCAACGUUUCCGUACAGCAUCUUUUUCCCAUGACGUCUAUUAGCAUAUGCAGAAUAACAAAUAAA
Molecule: messenger RNA, 9113 nt
Organism: Nerophis lumbriciformis (worm pipefish)
Lineage: Eukaryota; Metazoa; Chordata; Actinopteri; Syngnathiformes; Syngnathidae
Gene: kcnb2b
Product: potassium voltage-gated channel subfamily B member 2b
Biological process (GO): potassium ion transmembrane transport; action potential; protein homooligomerization
Cellular component (GO): membrane; dendrite; voltage-gated potassium channel complex
Molecular function (GO): protein binding; delayed rectifier potassium channel activity
Source: RefSeq, a predicted model, not a curated record